Triticum urartu is the source of this 3756-nucleotide messenger RNA. RefSeq names its product phospholipase D delta. Gene Ontology annotation, molecular function: D-type glycerophospholipase activity; calcium ion binding. Gene Ontology annotation, biological process: phospholipid catabolic process; phosphatidylcholine metabolic process. Lineage: Eukaryota; Viridiplantae; Streptophyta; Magnoliopsida; Poales; Poaceae. Gene Ontology annotation, cellular component: plasma membrane. The record is from RefSeq and is a predicted model, not a curated record.
UCCGCGCAUAAUUUCCUAGGACUUUUUGGCAGCGAAUUCCUAUGACAAUGAAACGAAAACAUGCGAUGUUAUACGUGUGCUUUGUGCUUUAAUAUACAGUCUGGUGAAAGGAAAGUGGUACGGCAGUACAGAGGCGCAGGCGCACGAUCCACAUGGCUGGCGAUGUGGACGGUUCUUUCAACCUGGCGUGAUUUUCGUGAGAGAACCAAAUUCAAGUUGGUGAAGAUCAUGAUUUAGGCUGGCACGGUAUUGGGGUCGUUUGCUGGAUUUCCUUGAUUUGAUCGCUACUUAACAGGCGUGUGCUCAAAGGAUACACACAGGGUUUUGCAAGCAAAAAGGGGAAUUCAUUGUCACUUUUUCCUAUCGUGUAAAAAAAGUCUUUACACGAUAGCAAUAGAGGUUGGGGUACACUUGAUACGGAUUUCUUGCAGUGAAUUCUAAUGUCAGGUUGGGUUAAUUCCCACAUGAAAGAUGAAACGGAUGGUGGGAGGGAAGAUUGCUGCGGACGAAAGCACGCGACAAUGUACAUGUGCUCCGUGUUUUAUUUAGUACAGUCUGAUGAAAGCAAAGUGCGUACACUACAUCCAGAUCAACAUGGCAGGCGAUGUCGACGCUUCAUUCGCCGCCCCGACGAGCCACCCAUGGCAGCAUCGAUCAGCCACCUUCCAAGCAGCCGCACCCGCACCCCACCCACCGGCGACUGCACCAAGUUGGUCCACCAACCUCCCACCCAGCACCAACGACGGACGGAGAGAUGAUCAUUGAUUAGCGCAACGCAACAAGCUAGCUAGAUCGUGUCCGAUGGGCUCUGCCGCCGGCGCCGAUGCGCCGGUGCACCUUCACGGCGACCUGGAGGUGUGGAUCGCGGAGGCCAGGCGGCUCCCCAACAUGGACAUCACGUCGGAGCGCAUGCGGAGUUGCUUCACCGCCUGCGUUAGCGGCGAGGGCGGGUCCAGGAGCGGCGGCAGCGCCGGCAGCCGGAGCAAGAAGAAGAAGAAGAAGAAGCGGCUCAUCACCAGCGCCAGCUACGCCUACGUGUCCGUGUGCCUGGCGGGCGCCACGGUGGCGCAGACCCGGGUGAUCCCCAACUCCGGCGCGCCCCGGUGGGACGAGCGCUUCCGCGUCGAGGUCGCCCACGCCGCCGCCACCCUCGACCUCCACGUCAAGGACAACCACGUCUUCGGCGCGCGCCUCAUCGGCGUCGCCUCCGUCCCCGCCCGCCGCCUCGCCGCCGGAGCUCUAGUCCACGGCUGGUUCCCCGUCGUCCACGCCCACGGUCACCACCACCACCACCACGGCAGCAGCCCGGCCGCCGAGCUGCGCUUCUGCCUGCGCUACACCCCGGUGGCCCAGCAGCACGGCGGCAGCAGCCCGCUGUGCGCCGCCGUGCCUAACGCCUACUUCCCGCUCCGCCGGGGCGGCCGCGUCACGCUCUACCAGGACGCCCACGUCGCCGACGGGCAGCUCCCUGGGAUUGAGCUUGAUGGCGGCGGGACGUAUGAGCACGGCCGGUGCUGGGAGGACAUCUCCCGCGCCAUCGUCGACGCGCACCACCUCGUCUACGUCGUCGGCUGGUCCAUCCACCACCCCAUCCGCCUCGUCAGGGAGCCCGCCGCCGGCACCGGCACCACCAUGAAGACGCUCGGGGAGCUCCUCAAAGGCAAGGUCCACGAGGGCGUCCGCGUGGUCAUGCUCAUCUGGGACGACAAGACGUCCCACGACAGGUUCCUCCUCAAAACGGACGGCGUGAUGCACACCCACGACGAGCAGACCAGAAAGUUCUUCAGGCACUCGGGCGUCCACUGCGUGUUGGUUCCUCGCUACGGCAGCAACAAGCUCAGCAUCUUCAAGCAGCACGUUGUGGGGACUCUGUUUACGCACCAUCAGAAAUGCGUGAUUGUCGAUUCGCAGGCCGCGGGAAACAACCGCAAGAUCACCGCAUUUCUCGGCGGUCUGGACCUGUGUGAUGGCAGAUAUGAUACGCCUGAGCAUAGGCUUUUCAAAGACCUUGACACUGUUUUUCAUCAGGAUUUUCAUAAUCCUACCUUCCCUGUUAAUUCUUAUGGACCAAGGCAGCCAUGGCAUGAUUUGCACUGCAAAAUCGAGGGUCCUGCCGCCUAUGACAUACUGACAAACUUCGAACAACGAUGGCGGAAAGCCACGAAAUGGAGGGUCAACCUUAAAAAGGUUGUCAUUUGGCAUUACGACACAUUGAUCAAGAUUAAACGGAUGCCCUGGAUUGUUUCACCUUCUACCGAUGAGGCGGAUGCGCGUGUUUGUCACGAACAGGACACGGAAAACUGGCAUGUACAGGUUUUCAGGUCAAUUGACUCAGGAUCUGUCAAGGGGUUUCCUAAACUUGUCCAAGAGGCACAGUCACAGAAUCUAGUUUGUGCCAAGAAUCUAAAAAUUGACAGGAGCAUACACAGUGCAUACGUGAAAGCCAUCAGGUCUGCACAACACUUCAUAUACAUCGAGAACCAGUACUUCAUUGGGUCUUCAUUCUGCUGGCAUUCACACAAAAAUACAGGUGCAGACAAUUUAAUACCCGUCGAGCUGGCCUUGAAGAUUGCGAGCAAGAUCAAAGCGAAGCAGCGAUUUGCGGUCUACAUUGUUAUCCCAAUGUGGCCUGAAGGCAUCCCAACCACAGCAGCAGUGCAGCAAAUCCUCUUUUGGCAGGUUUGCUCCCAACCAAAGUCUAUAGGGGCAAACCAUGUCUAUGAUGUACAAGAUCAUAGCGGACGCUCUCGAGAGCCAGGGUCUCCUCGACUCCCAUCCUCAAGACUAUCUGAACUUCUACUGCCUUGGGAGGCGCGAGCUCGCCGCCUCUCCGGAGGAGAGCUUAUGCAACGACAACUCUGCUCUGGGCAUGGCGCAGAAGCACCGGAGGUUCAUGAUCUACGUGCACUCCAAAGGGAUGGUGGUGGACGACGAGUACGUGGUGAUCGGGUCGGCCAACAUCAACCAGAGGUCCAUGGAAGGGUCCAGGGACACGGAGAUCGCCAUGGGCGCGUACCAGCCGCACCACACCUCGGCCGGAGACCACGGCGCUCCUCCUCGCGGACAGGUGUACGGGUACAGGAUGUCGCUGUGGGCGGAGCACCUGGGCGGCAGGGCGGAGGAGUGGUUCCGGCGGCCGGAGUCGGAGGAGUGCGUGCGGCGGGUGAACGCGGCGGCGGAGGAGAACUGGCGGGCGUACGUGUCGCCGGACGAGACGACGAGGGGGCACCUGAUGCGGUACCCCGUGAAGGUGGACAGGGACGGCGGCGUUGGGCCGCUGCCGGGCCACGAGUGCUUCCCGGACGUCGGCGGCAAGGUCCUCGGCGGGCAGUCAUCGCUGCCCGAUGCUCUCACCACGUAAUUAAGCUAACCGAUUGUCAGGAUCCAAAGAACACUAACGAGACAGCACUCACUCAAAAGAAAAAAAGAAAAGAAAAACUGUAAUAACAUAGUACUCCCUCCGUUUCAAAUUACUCGUCGCAAAAAUGGAUGUAUCUAGAACUAGAAUACAUCUAGAUACAUCCAUAUCUACGACAAGUAAUUCGAAACGGAGGGAGUAGAUGGCUAUUUUUUGGGGUGAAAUUUUGUGGUUUGCUUAUUUUUGUUACUACUACAUGAUGCCCGCCGCGUACUUGCGUUGCUAGGGGAUUGGUUGCAAUAUGUUUUGAUGAGAUUUAAUUGUUUGAAACAUGAGUAUUUGGAUAAAUAAAUAUUUGGAUGAGUAACACGAGAACUAAAAGAAAUAUUUUGAGUACA